Pelmatolapia mariae (spotted tilapia) is the source of this 2172-nucleotide messenger RNA. It is a transcript of the gene zdhhc6, whose product is annotated as zinc finger DHHC-type palmitoyltransferase 6. The transcript is spliced from 11 exons. NCBI's taxonomy places the organism in Eukaryota, Metazoa, Chordata, Actinopteri, Cichliformes, Cichlidae. Gene Ontology annotation, cellular component: Golgi apparatus. Gene Ontology annotation, molecular function: protein binding; palmitoyltransferase activity. The coding region runs from base 381 to 1619 and encodes 412 amino acids. Gene Ontology annotation, biological process: protein palmitoylation. The record is from RefSeq and is a predicted model, not a curated record.
AGGAAGUGACCAGGUUGGUGAUUUAAAGUGACAGCCUUUUGUUUCUAUUUAUUAAAAACAAAGCAUUUGUCAUUUAGGUUCUCUUUGUUUUCUACUUGCCCCUCGUGAUGGGAAACUUGAGUCCAUCACAAAGACCGUGUGCUUCAGGGAUUGACAAGAGAGGAUGCUGCUCUCUGCCAGGACAAGAAAUCGUGGGACACAGAACGCAUCAGUAGCUCAAGACUGGGCCUGUUCCUGGAUACUCAGAGGACGAGAAAAAAUAUGUGCAUCACCUCUACCCGUGACUUUGGGAGAUAGCAGAGCAAAACACUAACACAUUGACGUUUGAAAUUUCUGGAGUCCAGCAGCCAAAAUACUAGAACUAAACUAGCUCUGAAAAAAUGAACUUCCUGUCAACCUUUGUGACCUUUAAGAACCUCCAUGAGGUUCGGAGAUUGUGCCACUGGGGUCCAAUCAUAGCCUUGUCUGUCAUUGCUAUAUGCUCCACAAUGGCAAUUCUAGACUCCAUUAUCUGGUACUGGCCUCUAGACACUACAGGGGGGAGCAUUAACUUCAUCAUGCUCAUCAACUGGACUGUCCUCAUACUUUACAACUACUUCAAUGCUAUGUUUGUUGGACCUGGAUACAUUCCUCUUGGCUGGAAACCAGAAAAUCAGCAGGAUACCCAGUACCUACAGUACUGCAGAGGGUGUCAAGGCUACAAGGCUCCCAGGUCCCACCACUGUCGAAAGUGUAACAGGUGCGUGAUGAAAAUGGACCACCACUGCCCCUGGAUCAACAACUGCUGUGGCCACUUGAAUCACGCCUACUUCACCAGCUUCCUGCUCCUGGCUCCACUGGGUUGCUCACAUGCUGCCGUUAUCUUCAUUAUGACUAUGUACACACAGCUGUAUGAGAGGAUAUCAUUCGGCUGGAGUACUGUAAGGAUUGACAUGAGUGCUGUGCGUCAAUUUCAGCCCCUCAUGCCCUUCAGUGUGCCUGCCUUCGCUGCUACACUCUUUGCCUUAGGUUUGGCACUUGGCACCACUAUUGCCGUUGGUAUGCUUUUCGUUAUACAGAUGAAAGUCAUCCUUCGAAAUAAGACUUCAAUCGAGUCGUGGAUAGAGGAAAAGGCCAAAGACAGAAUACAGCACUACCAAACAGGGGAGGAGUUUAUCUUCCCGUACGACCUCGGCAGCCGCUGGCUGAAUUUUAAACAAGUCUUCACGUGGUCAGGGACACCCAGAGGCGAUGGCAUUGUAUGGCCAGUCCAUCCCAAGUGUCACCAGCACACCUUAACUAUUGAGCAACUGAAACAGAAAGCUGAUAAACGAGUGAGAAGUCAGGUCCAGUACCAGGCAGUAGAGGAUUAUAAUGGAGCUUGCUGCCCUCUCAGCAAGGGUUUACAAACUUUUUUUAGAACCCCCUGCACCGAGGAACCCAGGAUCCCUCUCUGCAAGGGGGAUACCAUUCUGGCUACUCGUGGUACCAAAUGGUGGAUGUAUGGAGAUAAAGUUUUGAGUGAGGAGCAACUGAGAGCUGGAGAGCGUGUAAGAGGAUGGUUUCCAAGACGAUGUGUGGAGAAGUGCCAUUAUGACACAGCAGCAAGUGAUACCACCAGUGAUAAAAAAGUCAAUUAAUACAUGUCAACGGGCUUGAUGUGUUAAACUGAGCAGAACACGUCUCUCAAUGUUUAUAAGCAUCCACUGAAGAUGUCAUGCCCGAUCCUGCAGGUUUACCAUCAAGAAUUUCAAAUUUUCGAUUUCUUGCACAUUUCAGUGCCAACUUAUAUUUCUAAGUAGUUUUUUGAGUCUUACUGAGCACUUUUUAUUUGUGGAGAAGUCAUUAGAGGAACUGGUCCCAUAGGCUCAGUUUGAUUCCUCUGACCAAAAAUUAAACUCAACAACCGUCUUAAUGUCCAAGAGUUGCCACCAGACUAUGGUGUAACUUUGUUAUGACUAAACUUUUUACUUGAACCUGUUAUUUUUCAUUUGUGUUGAUAUUUCUUUUUUGCUACUUAUGCAAAGCCUCUGCCCACCAAACUUGAGGGCAUGGAACUCUUUCUACCUUAUAGAGACAUUUCAUUUUCUUUUUUUCUUUUUAUUAAUUAUUUUUGUGAAAGGAAAUUGUUGGCCUCAAAAUAUAAUUUGAAAAAUAAAGAAAGAUCUCCCCCAAGAGUGUUUGUCUCAUUCU